This is a messenger RNA of Dermacentor silvarum, 2049 nucleotides long. Its product is annotated as zinc finger protein 837-like. The record is from RefSeq and is a predicted model, not a curated record. The transcript is spliced from 3 exons. Gene Ontology annotation, molecular function: RNA polymerase II cis-regulatory region sequence-specific DNA binding; DNA-binding transcription factor activity. Gene Ontology annotation, biological process: regulation of transcription by RNA polymerase II. Bases 1 to 693 code for a protein of 230 amino acids. NCBI's taxonomy places the organism in Eukaryota, Metazoa, Arthropoda, Arachnida, Ixodida, Ixodidae.
AUGGCCAUCCCACGGCUUGACAUGCACAAGCAGACGAACAAGGAAGUCCAAUGCCUGCUGGACUAUAGAGUUGUGUACCUCUUGCACUCUGUGAAAGAAAACCCCAGUGCAUGUACAAGCAAGUAUUUGGCUGAUUACACACCGAGUGGCGCAAAUGGUGGUUUCUUCGCAGCAUGGCCAUCAUCCCUCAUCUUAACACCGGUGCCAGAUGGUGCUGCCGAGCGCAAACCUCUUGUACCGGUCCCACCUCAAGUGACGGCCACAAGCGUGACACCUCACGGGAUAGUAUGCACACCCUUCGACCCGGCGAUUCUUCAUAGGGGCAUUGACAUCGCAGGGCCCUGUGCGCCCAGUAUCAACCAGUGUGAGUUGUCAGCACACGGCAGCAGUGCUAGAGCUGCAGACUUUGCCGCUACCGGUGAGCCCAUCAUUCAGCAGCUGGGCGAAGGAGGGGCCAGCAGUGGCCAGGACAUGGCUGCCCAGAGGAUGCCCAAGCCCUUUGCCUGUCACGUCUGCCCCAUGAGCUUUGGCUUCCACUCCCAGCUUCAGGUACACCUGCGGUCACACACGAAGGAGACACCGUAUCGAUGUCCGCACUGCUUCAAGGGCUUCUCGCAGAAGGGCAACUACAACCGACACAUGCGGAUCCACAUGUCAGGAGAGGUAGCGUAUCGAAGCAACGCGGACGUUUAAGGUCGGGACUCGCUCUUUCCCCGCGUUGCAGGGACAGGGAGUGCAGUGACGUGAAGUGCUUCGCCUAGUCUUGCCGGUGCUUCCGUGCCAAGAAAAUUAAGUUGCUUGACAACAUAUUAGAAUGAGAGAGCUUCCCCAUGCGUCUGAACAGAAGGUAGUUUCACACUUUCUGCUCAGAUGUCUGAAAGCGGCUGAACUGAUGGACACUCACCUUCAUGCCCUGGAAUGAGACGCCCAGACCCAGACUAGCAGGGAGAGGUUUUUUGCACUUGAUCUCACCCCCGCUUCUCUCUGCACAUGGGCCACGUGGUAUUCUAAGGCGCUGUUAUCCUAUUUGAGGGGUCUACGAUAUGGUAGAACUUGUCCCUGGCAUGGUCUAGUGGUUAGGAUACCUGGCUCUCACCCAGGAGGUCCGUGUUUGAUUCCCGGUGUUGGAAUUAUUAUUAUUAUUAUUAUUAUUUUGCUUAGUACGCAUUGACGGGGUUAGGUUAGGUUAGUUUAGGUUAGGCCAACGAUGCGCCAAACAGACGGUCUCACUGCCCUCCUCCCUUCCACGGAAGAUCUCGCGCCUCAAUCGCUAUAGCAAUGCGGUGCAUGCACAGAGAGCAGUAGUGGUGAGAUCAAGUGCAAAAAACCUCUCCCCUAGUAUACCAGGCAUAGUUGUGCUAGAAGCAACAGAAUCAUGAUCACCACCACCACCACUACGUUGGCCACCUAGAGUGUGUCGAAAUGUCUGUUCAUUUUGGACAUGCCCCACAAGACUGUGCAGUGACAAGCAACGUCCAGUGGUACACCAUGUUCGUGCUCAAGUAACUGCAGGCAUAUGUCAGAUGUGCAUUGAACAUUCUUUUCUGGAUAUUGUAGAUAUCCAUUGGGCAUUGCUGGAUGUCUAGCGCUUGUAGAAUGUUUAAUGUUAGUUGUGUUGUAUAUCUGUGGACAUUGUUACUGCCGGCGAGCGUGCGAUUUUCCGAGAUUGCGUGAAAAAGGGUAAUUCGGAUUUUUUUAAGACAAAGAAGCACUGCUUCACCUUCCAUGGGCUCUCGUUAUGUUUUGGCCCGUUCAUAUAGCUGUAAGAAGCAUGUGCAAUCACACACCAAAGAGACUGCUAUGAUUCCCUUCUGCUUCUAGGGUUCCACCCAGAAAAACAGCUACAACUACCAUGUGUAUGUCCACAUGUAACAGGAAGGCAGUGUGUGAUUAACUAAACAAUAGUGCAGGUGGCGUGCCAAGAUGUUGCUGCUUUCUUGAACUCACUCUGCAACAGUGUGUACAGUGAUGAUUUGUAUAAAGAACACCCAGUGAAUUGCUUGGACUAUGACUACUGGUUGCAUAAAUAUUCAAGCUUUACCCUGAGAA